AAGAUGAGUGGAAGAAACAUGUUUCCUUUUACUGCAACUCAGUGGGAAGAGCUUGAACACCAAGCUUUAAUCUUCAAGUACGUGGUCUCAGGCAUUCCCAUACCACCUGAUCUCCUUUUCUCCAUCAAGAGAAGUUGCUUAAACACCAGGCUUUUCUCUCGCCAGCCUCCUCCUCCUCAUCCACAUGUUGGGUGGAACUGUUUCCAGGUGGGACUGGGGAGAAAAGUGGACCCGGAGCCAGGGAGGUGUAGGAGAACAAAUGGGAAGAAAUGGAGAUGCUCGAAAGAGGCCUAUCCAGAUUCCAAAUUCUGUGAAAGACACAUGCAUAGAGGCAAAAAGCGUUCAAGAAAGCCUGCGGAAGUUUCUACUGGAACAUCAUCAUCAACAAGGGCUAACCCUUCUCUUUCGUUCAUGGAUUACAGGAGGAAUAGUUAUGUUUAUGGGGUGAAAGAAGAGGUUGAUUCACAUGCACAUGCUGUUUUCUCUGGUGCAUCCAUGGACAAUUCAUGGCAACUUACACCAUUAACAACGAGCUCAUCUUCUUCAAAACAGAAUGAAUACUCUUACUUGAAACUUCAAAACAACAAGGACGUCGGAGAAGCUCAAAAGACAGUUCAUCGUUUCAUUGAUGAAUGGCCAUUGAAACAUGGAGAUCCAUGA
Molecule: messenger RNA, 660 nt
Organism: Hibiscus syriacus
Lineage: Eukaryota; Viridiplantae; Streptophyta; Magnoliopsida; Malvales; Malvaceae
Product: growth-regulating factor 5-like
Exons: 3
Coding region: 4-660 (218 amino acids)
Biological process (GO): DNA-templated transcription; regulation of DNA-templated transcription; developmental process
Cellular component (GO): nucleus
Molecular function (GO): ATP binding
Source: RefSeq, a predicted model, not a curated record